Messenger RNA from Aspergillus bombycis, 1437 nucleotides. RefSeq names its product Mob1 family protein. NCBI's taxonomy places the organism in Eukaryota, Fungi, Ascomycota, Eurotiomycetes, Eurotiales, Aspergillaceae. The transcript has 2 exons. The coding region runs from base 1 to 1437 and encodes 478 amino acids. Gene Ontology annotation, cellular component: cytoplasm. The record is from RefSeq and is a predicted model, not a curated record.
AUGGCUGCUGCGGGAGCUUCUCAGGCUAGCUCCCCGCGCUUACCCAGUCCUCCUCCGUUCACAGAAGUUCAGAUCGGCCCCAAAUCGCCGUCGGUCGGCGAGUCGUUUGGUCAGGAUGCAGAGCAGCUGAUAGGUGCUUCCCAUGGCGCUGAUGAUGGCUCAACUCGGAGAAUCCGACCAGGAACCAAGUCUGUUGACAUGGCAGUUGGUCCGCCUCUGGUCCCUCUCUCCCAGCUCGACUCUUCCUUCCAGCUUCAAGAGCACCUCAAGGCCCUCUAUAACCACUACACCCGACCCGAAGGUUCUGACGCUGUCGUCCCGAUCAACCGGGAGGUUGCCAUUCAGCUUGCGGAGCCCCCGGAGGGCGUGGACCGGUCGCUUUGGCUCUAUGAGCUUUGCCGCUUCCUUACAAUGAAAGUAAACAAUCUUAUUAUUGCUUUCUUCGCCGAGAACCCCCCCUGCUCCGCGCAGACAUGCCCAGAAAUGCGAGCGUCAGAAUGGCAGUAUCUCUGCGCCGUUCACGAUCCGCCUAAAUCCUGCUGUGCGAUCGAUUAUUCUUGUCACACCCUGGAUUGGGCAACCAACAUCCUCACGUCACCCAAGUACUUCCCUAGUCGUCUCACACUAGGCUCGGAGGCAGGCGGUGGUGCACAGGCGAGCAUGAGACAUUUGACCAACAUCUUUCGUCGCCUCUAUCGUAUCUUUGCGCACGCCUGGUUUCAACAUCGGGAGGUGUUUUGGCAGGUCGAAGGCCACGAUGGGCUGUAUAUCUUUUUCAAGACGGUCUGUGAUCUGUACAGCCUGAUACCAGAAGACAAUUACACUGUUCCGGCUGAGGCAGAGGGUGCCGAUCCCGUUCAACCGGCAGAGGAGCAGACGGACGGGCGUCGCAUGACCAUACUGCGGAAGGAGGGUGAAGGUUCGCUAGCUGCCACACUGCAAGAGCCACCGUCGGCGACCACUCGACGUCACAAGAACAGUCCGUCAGCAAGUUCUCGGGUCACAACUGUCCGCGAUGUCACGACCAUCAGCGAAAGCGCCGAGGAUGACGAGCAGCAGCCGAAACAGCAGGAAACUGAAAAGCCCGCAGAACCGGCACAGAAGGAGCCAGAGCCUCAGCCGCCCGUGGAAGCCUCCAGUGAAGAUCCCAAGGCCACUAACGAAGAGGCGCCGAUUGGUAGCACCGAGUCACACAUUACCGUUGCAGAAGUGCAAGAUGAUGAAGAAACAGAAGCAGCUCCGCAGGCCAUUGACGCAGAUCCCAAGAAAAACGAGCAGGAGGAAUUAAAACCUAGCACCGAGGGAAGCGAUACGCAGAGGGAUGAGCCCGAAACAGCCUCAACCGAGGAGGCCCCGAAAUCCGAAUCAGAGGCGGAGACAGAACAAACCACCGAUCAAGAAGCCCAAGCAGUGCCUGAGCCGGCGAAAGAGACGUAA